AUAUAAAAAUAUAUAAAAUAACUUUGAAAUAAGUGAAAAUGUUGGCUGUGUAUUUGAAAAAGAAAUCAGCAGCAACAAAAACAAAAACUACCACAAAAGCAAUAAUAACAAGAAAAGAAAACAGCAUACAAGCAAAGCUAAUAAAAGCACUAAUUUUUCCUAAGUAAUCAAAGAAAAAAAUAAAAUACGCAAUUGGAAAAAUUUGUAACUGGGUGCUACUGCUAGUCAGCAGAAGUCAUUUACUCACCACCCCCUCCCUUUAAUCUUUAAACGUCCUUGGCAGAUAACACUUUUUUCCCAUCUUCUUAAUACAAACGUCACACAUAAAUAUAAUUAUAAAGGUGGAAACUAUGACGACUUCUGAAAAUGUUGGAAAUCGUUUGACUAAAUUAAUACUUAACGAACAGAAUCAUCUAACAGUAGCAGCAACAGCAACAGCAACAUCAGCAGCAUCAACGACAGCCCUAACGACACCACCAGCAGACAUGCAAACACUUCAAACGCAGUCACAAACAACACAGCAGCAGCAACAACAACAACACAAUAAUGUCAUUGUUAUAAGAAAAUUGAAUAAUGCUGGUGGUGAAACUUUAAAAAAUGGUACUGCGUCUAUUGUAACAUCUCCCACAUCACCCGGUGAUAUGUCAAACAAUGAGCUGAAAGCAUUAAAACGAGAAUCCGAUCCACAGUUUUCUAGAUUUGCUGACUAUUUUGUUAUAUGUGGUUUAGAUUUGGAUACUGGAUUGGAACCUGACCGUUUUGCUGGUGAUAAUUUACAUUGCUCCCCCUUGGAUCGUGCCUACAAAAGUAAACCUUUGGCUCAUUAUCCAGAAAAUGUUUCUUGGAACCCAUUUGAUGCACAUGGUAUCUGCAUGUUAUCUUUACCGCAAGGGUUGCGUUUUCGAACUCAAAAGCACAACAUAACGCCAAAGUUUCAUUCUUUUGCCACAACUCGAGAGGAUGGAAAACGUUGCUAUGGAUUUAGCUUGGUGUUUUAUGAGGAAAUACGCAAUAGAAACAUUUGUAGUGCUAUGCAUACGUUGCAGUCUAUGUUUAUAACUGAACUCUCUAGUGGUCAACAAAAUCAUUCAUUAGGAAGAAUAAAGGAAACCUCUGUGAGCAGAUCAUUGCCUCGUCAUUUUAAGGUUGCAGGUCAAGCACCACAAUCCGCACAAAGUUAUUAUGAUAUAACCAAGGAUAAACUCUACGUUGCCAAAAGUAUCUCUUUAAUAUGUCAGAUUCCUUAUGCUUUUGCAGCUGAAAUGUUUUUAACAAAUUUGUACAAAUGUCUUCCGCGUCAACCCGGAGCUGGUAUUAGUCUCGAAUCAUAUGUUUAUAAUAUACUCUAUGAAGUGAUGCUACCUCAACCUGGUAAAUCAAUAAGAAUUUAUUUGCCACCAAUCGAACCACAUUUAGCUGGUCUAGCACUUACAUUACAACGUCCAGAAUUGAGUGUUGAGUUGCCACUUCUUGAUUUUCCUUUACGUUUAUUAUUCACCUAUUUAGGUGUUGAAUGCGUUAUACAAUUACUAACGUGCGUAUUGUUAGAAAAUCAAGUGUUAUUACGUUCUACCGAUUAUCAAAAACUAAUGAUUGUUGGUGAAUGUAUUACAUCUAUAUUAUUUCCGUUCGUUUGGCCGCAUGUAUAUGCACCCAUCUUGCCAGCAGCAUUGCAUCAUUUUUUAGAUGCUCCAGUUCCUUUUGUUAUGGGUCUACAUGCUGAAUGCGAAGCCGCCAAUAAAAUUGGCACAGAAGCAACACUAUGUUUUGUUGAUAUAGACAAAAAAAUUAUACAACUGCCAGAAGAGCUUCCUGUAUUUCCCCAUAAAACUGAUUUCAUGGCGGAAGUAAUAUCUAUUUUAGAUAAAUUCGAUAUAGAACGUGAUCGUUCUCAUGAACCAAUACUCAAAAAUGGUUACGCUUCACGUGAUCAUGAUGUCAUGAUAUCUAGUUGUACCUUGCCAACCGGUCUACAAGCUACACGCCGCAGCAGGGAACGUUUUAAUCAAUUACAAGAAACUGUCUAUACAUUAGGCAAUAAUAAUGGUACGAAUCAUGUUAAUCUCGAAUAUCAACCACUCAUUGCGCAUCCUUCAAAAAUUGAUCAUGUACCACGAAUUGCAGAUUUUUUACGCCGUAAAGGAGGCAUGCGCACACAAUCUCCAAGUGCUGUUACGUCUUUUGGUGAUACAAGCACUGAUAUAGUUGAUGCCACAAUGUCACCUACGAAAGCUGCUGCUUUAGGCCAAAAGACGAAAGUGACACCAACAAUAAUUACCAAUGAAGAGCAAUAUUAUCAAGAUUUACGCAUUAAUAAUUCUUUGCGUGAAAUAUUCCUUAAUCGCUUUGUUCAUAUGUUUUACUCAUAUGAAUUUUUUGUAAUAUAUCCUAAUCAAGAUAAAGAAGAAUGGCUGUCGAAUCGUGAAUCUCUACAAAAUUUUGAUAAAAAUUCAUUUUUAUCAGAUCAACCUGAACAUCAUCGUGCAUUUUUGUCACGAUUUUUAGAAUCUCAAAUGUUUGCAACACUAAUAGAUAAUAAAAUAUUGUCUGUUUGGGAGAAGGAACCAGAAGCUAAUUUAAGACUAUUUGAUCAACGAGUUAAAUUAUUAAGAAAACGUCACGGUGAAAAUAUGAUUUGUGCAACCAGUUAUGAACCAUGUGUGAUGAGUCAGGAAGCGCAGCAAGUAUUUGAGAAACGUUUAAGUUGUGUCGACAUUGAAGUGACGCCACCAAGCGAAAUACUUUCAAAUCGUGCAGCAUAUUUUCGAAGUUUUCCUAUAUUAGAAAAAUCUGUUUUAAAUCAGGAAUGUGCAUCGAGGGGAAACAGCUUGAGACGCGUUAAAAACGGUAACAAAUGGCGUGCCAAAGAAAUCUGUUUAGAUCCCAAAACUACAAAUUCCGUUAAUCGUCUGUCAGCCAAUUUAUCUACCACCGAAGUGAGUCCAGCUUUAAUAGCACAAGCUAAUUGGACGUUUGUUGAACGUUUACUUAAGGAUAUUAAAUCAAAAACGAAGCGAAUGUUAUUGGAAAAAAUGGGUACAGAAGCUGUAGCACUUGGUCUCAAGGGUGAUGGUAUCGAAGAAAACACAUUGAUUGCAUCAUUGUGCGAUUUGUUAGAAAAAAUUUGGUCUCAUGGAUUACAAACAAAGCAAGGAAAAUCCGCUCUGUGGUCACAUUUGCAAUCAUAUUUAGAAUUGCAGGAAUCGCGCAUAAAUAAUACAUCUACUACCUCAAAUAGUACAUCACCAAAAACAUCUGGAAGUGGUAAUAAAAUUGGUACUGGAAGUUAUGCAGCAACUACACCAGCGCUUGCUUGGAAUGUUAUGCGUAAACGUAUGGAUUAUUUAUCAACAUUCCAAACUGAUAUUGAAAACUCUCCUCCAAGUCCAAACCGUAGUCGUUCGCGUGAUCGCAACAAAUUUGUAGGGCUUGAACAAUUGUGUCCACUUCCCGAGUCGUUAGAAUUUGAUGUUAAAAAUGUUUUAGCUAUGGCUGAUAUUAAAACACAUAUUGGUUAUACUCGUGCUUGGGUACGUCUGUCACUAGAAAAGAAAUUGCUUUCACGACAUUUUCGAACAUUGUUGUCUGAUGAAUCGUUAUUGCGCUCAUUAUACAAGAGAUCUGCAUUUUUACGUUGUGAAGAGGAGAAAGAGCAGUUUUUAUAUCAUUUGUUAACGUUAAAUACAGUGGAUUAUUUUUCUUUUACUAAUACGUAUCCUUCAACAAAGUUACCUUAUCGCGUUGUAAUAUUUCCAUCUCGUAAGCAUGGUGUGUACCACACUUCCAGCAAUGUUUGGAUUAUCGUGUCUGGCACCAUGAAUGAAACACAACGUGUACCAGUCCCUAAAGGUUCUUUAGAAUUUAUAUUUCACUAUAAAAAUUUAGGUCUCUUAACAACAAUGCGUAUCGGACACGAUAAUUCAGGAGCUUCAUCUAAGUGGCUAGUGGAACAUAUAGUUAUGCGAAAUGAAGUAACUGGUCAUACAUAUAAAUUUCCUUGUGGUCGUUGGUUAGGAAAAGGCGUUGAUGAUGAUUCCACAGAACGUUUACUUGUAGGACAACGAGCAUCAACAAAUGCUAAAAAUUCUGAACUUGUACAAGCUAAUCAUACACCACCACGUACUCGUAGUCCAAGUGUACAGCGUCCAGAAAUGAUACCACCAUCUGAAAUCCAACAUCAGUUAGGAAACUGUGUGAAUGUCAUAGUAAAGUGGCAUUAUAAACCAAGUCGUACUCGUGAUGUUGGUACAUUGACUAAUUUAUUGUGCGGUGAUAAUGGGUUGGUAAAGUGUAUGGAACAAGUAUUCACAUGUGGCUAUCGUUCAACCAGAUUUUUCAGUAAAAAUUUAUAUAUUUGGGAUUAUUUCACAAAAAUUAAAGAACAAUUUGAACAAUAUUUGCAAUAUGAACAACAACAACAAAUUGACGAUUCCGGUUCCAGUAUGGACUCAUCCUUUAGUGAAAAUGGUAUUAAUAGCAUGCAACGCAGAGAAUUGGCAGCUAUUUGGCGCUAUUAUAUACAUCUCAUGGAUGAAAUAAAUACUGCCGGAAGUACACUUGGAAAGGAUGGAAAAUUUCAAUUGCUUAUAUGUCUAAGUUUGAGAGACCACUUACUAACACGUAUGAUAAAACCAAUGGCUAUGACAAAAGUAACACAAGAAAUGUAUGAGGAGGAAAGCUUUAUGAGGCGUAAAAAUUUAUUAACAUUUCUUAUACAAAUUUUGGAACCUUUGGAUGAUUGCCACAUAAUACUUGAAAAUUCAAUAACUCAAGGAAUUCCAUCACAAUGUUAAUUUAAAAAAAUAUAUAUAUAUUAGUAACGAAUUUUAAUGUAAUCUUAAUUAUUCAUAAUCGUUGUUCUCUAUAAUUUAUUAAGCAAUUUCAUCUUGCCCUUAAUUCUUACCAAUUUUUAACUAUAUGAAGAUUUAUU
This is a messenger RNA of Teleopsis dalmanni, 4930 nucleotides long. It is a transcript of the gene pns, whose product is annotated as DENN domain-containing protein 5B. Gene Ontology annotation, molecular function: small GTPase binding; guanyl-nucleotide exchange factor activity. NCBI's taxonomy places the organism in Eukaryota, Metazoa, Arthropoda, Insecta, Diptera, Diopsidae. The record is from RefSeq and is a predicted model, not a curated record. The transcript is spliced from 18 exons. The coding region runs from base 351 to 4793 and encodes 1480 amino acids.